AUGAUAUCUAUAUUCAUAUUGGUGGUGGGGAUACUGAUAUAUUUUGUGUAUAAGUAUCCGGAUAGAGCUAUUGGCACACCAGAGUUUCAUGGAUAUCCUGGACCAAAAGGAUUACCACUGAUCGGAAAUCUAAUAUCCGUAGUGAUGAAACAUGGCGGGGGUGAGAAAAAGACGCUAGAUCAAUUUCUGUUUUUGUAUGACACAAUCAAUUUAGGACGCGCUCUGUUCCCGGUAUUGGAAGAGUCGUGGGGCGAAAUUGAUGAUCCAGUCAUGUUGGAGUAUGUUUUGAAAACCAAUUUUGAAAAUUAUGUCAAGGGCGAAUAUAUGUUUAGUCGAGUACACGAUAUUCUCGGAAACGGGAUCUUCGCAUCAGAUGGCGAAGGAUGGAAAUUACAAAGGAAAACAGCAUCAAAAAUCUUUAACGUGCGCAAUUUUCGAGAUUUACUAUGUACAGUAUUUGCGAACGAAAGCCUCGUAGCAGUUGAUAUUCUAUCUAAGGCGGCUGAGACUGGUGAAAUCGUUGAUCUCCAAAAUCUAUUUUAUCGCUUCACGAUCGAUUGUUUCGGACUAAUCUCAUUCAGCAAAUCCUUCGAUUGUCUUACAACCCCUAACUCGCCAGAAUCAUUCGAUUUUCUUACCAACCCCAACUCGCCAAAGUCAUUCGCAGCAGCGUUUGACUUUGUCCAAAGCGUUCUCGAAUACAGAUUUGUCUCACCGUUUUGGAAACUAGCGGAAAAGUACUCGGCAACCGGGAAAAAGUUUCGCGAGGCGAUUGUCGUUAUUGAUAGUUAUGCUGAGGAUCUGAUAAAGCAGCGACGAAUCGAUGAUCCGGAGGGAAAGAUUAAAAAUGAUUUGCUUAGUGGAGUUAGUCCACGAAAAGGUGGUGGUAGGUUGAGUGAUAAGGAGUUACGCGAUAUUUUUCUUAAUUUGUAUCCUUUAUUUUUUUGCAUGAUAGCUGGUCGUGACACAACUGCUCAAGCAUUAAGCUGGAUGUUUUAUCUAAUCGCCACACACCCAGAAGUUGAACAACGGCUUCUAGAAGAAAUAAAAGAUAAACUUGAACCUGAUGCAUUGCCUACAUACGACAAUAUCAAAGAGCUGAAGUAUGCUACGGCUGUCUUUUACGAAACUCUCCGUCUCUACCCAUCCGUUCCGAAAAAUGCUAAACUGACAGUUAAUGACGACAUAUUACCGGACGGUACAUUCAUUCCCGCGGGCACCAUCAUCUCAUAUCACGCGUGGGUUAUCGGUCGGUCUAAGCGACUUUGGGGUGCCGAUGCGGAUUUGUUCAAACCGGAACGGUUCCUUGAUGAGAGUGGGGAUAUUAUAAAGUUUAGUCAAACAAAGUUUAUUGCGUUUAAUGCUGGACCGCGUGCAUGUUUGGGACAUCAAUUUGCCACCAUCGAGGCACUCACACUGACAAUAGUGGUUCUGCGUAAAUUCAGAAUAGAGUUAAAGAUUGAAGAGGAACCUGUGCCUGGCCGGUCAUUGACAUUACCGAUGAAAAAACCAUUAUUAGCUCAGAUCAGUCGUCGACAAUUGGUUGAUGACUCUGGUAAUAAUCCCACUGAGAGUACUAGCAAUAAUUUACCAUCCAUCGGUGAAAAUGAACGAAAAGCAUAUCUUCAUGUGGAAGCGAUGCGACAGCGUAAAAUUUGUACUGGGGAUUAUGUGGCUGUUAUAACAGCAACAGUUGGUGUAGCGUGGCCAUCGUUUACGAUACAACCUAAUGAGAUUCAACUAUCAGAAAUACAAUGCGAGAAUGCGCACCUUGAAAAAGGCGAUUUCACGUUAGUCUCUCGGAUUGAGAAAUCGGUUGUGGCCGCAGCGAAAAUAGUGUUGGCGCCAGUAACCGUGCCCGAUUUUCCAAUAGAUCAGAUUUUGAAUAUUUUUAUGAAAGAAAUUCUUGGCAAGUAUUCGUAUUUUUCUUUUCAGGUCGUUGAUAUUCGACCAAAUUUCACGAAUUUUGGUGAAAGUAUUGAAAUUUCGUCGUCGUCAUUAUCCGAAUCGAUUUAUACGAUAAGUCGCGAUACCAAAGUGACAAUUUUGGUGAAUCCUCGACACGAUACAGCAUCGAAAGGUGAUGGCACGAAUUUGAAGUCGAUAGGAGUUGGUUUCAAAUCUAUAGGUGGGCUAUCAAAGGAAAUCCAAAUUGUUCGAGAAAUGGUUGAAUUGCCAUUCACGAAUCCAGAGCUUUUUGAUUACUAUGGCGUUCAGCCUCCCAAAGGUAUUUUACUGCAUGGACCACCGGGCACCGGUAAAACCUUAGUAGCUCGAGCAGUUGCAGCUGAGACUGGUGCUCAUUUAAUCCUGAUUAAUGGUCCAGAGAUUGUUAGUAAAUUUCAUGGUGAAACGGAAGCGAAGCUACGGGAAUUAUUUGAAGAAGCAAGAGAAAACUCGCCUUCUAUAAUAUUCAUUGAUGAAAUUGAUGCUUUGUGUACUAGUCGAGAUGAGGCUGAUAAUGAAUCGGAAAAGCGUAUCGUUGCGACAUUAUUAACGCUCAUGGAUGGCAUUUCUAGCAAAAGGUCUGGGAAUCAAGAACGAAUUGUCAUUAUUGGUGCAACGAAUCGUCCAAAUUCUUUAGAUCGGGCAUUAAGAAGGCCGGGAAGAUUUGAUAGAGAAAUUGAAAUUGGUAUUCCAAAUGCAGAUUCUCGGGCUGAAAUUCUUCGUACAUUGCUUGAAAAAAUACCGAACGAUUUGGCGAAUGAAGAUGUUGCGAAAUUGGCUGCUAAAUCACACGGAUAUGUGGGUGCGGAUUUGGCGGCUGUUUGUCGCGAAGCUGGGCUGAAGGCUAUAAAACGAAUCACUAAUUCUGACGGCCCAGUCGAUAUAAAACUUACGAUGCCAGAUAUGGAAGCCGCGAUGAAUGGAAUUCGGCCAAGUGCCAUGCGAGAGAUUAUCCUCGAAGUACCAAAAGUUUAUUGGAACGAUAUCGGCGGACAAGAAGAAAUCAAACAAAAGUUUAAGGAGUCGAUUGAAUGGCCAUUAAAGCAUCCCGAAGCAUUUACUCGACUUUCAAUAAAUCCUCCAAAGGGUAUUUUGCUUUAUGGACCACCGGGAUGCAGUAAAACUUUGAUGGCAAAGGCUUUGGCUACCGAAGCUGGGUUGAAUUUUAUUGCGAUUAAAGGGCCAGAGUUGCUGAGCAAGUGGGUCGGUGAAUCAGAAAAAGCCAUUAGAGAAACAUUUCGAAAAGCACGCGCGGCGGCACCUUCUAUUGUUUUCUUUGACGAAAUUGAUGCUUUGACUGUAAAGCGAGGUUCCUCAGGACAAACAUCAUCUUCCGUAGCCGAUCGUGUUCUCUCACAAUUACUGAACGAGAUGGACGGUAUCGAACCACUUGUUAAUGUGACAAUUGUGGCAGCUACAAAUCGGCCUGAUGUAAUGGAUAAGGCACUAAUUCGGCCAGGAAGAUUCGACCGUAUACUGUAUGUGAGUCCACCUGAUUUAUCGUCACGGCGCGAAAUAUUUCGAAUACAGUUGCAAAAGAUGGCAGUUGCUGAGAAUUUGGAUAUUGAUGAGCUGGCGGAGAAAACAACGGGAUGUUCAGGCGCGGAAAUAGUCGCAUUGUGUCAAGAAGCAGGGUUACUUGCAAUGGAAGAAGAUUUGGAAGCCACAAACAUACAUCACUGCCAUUUUCUUCAAGCAAUCGAAUCUUGCACUAGACGUAUUUCGCCCGAGAUACUUGCAUAUUACGAAGAGUUCCGUCGAAAUUCAAAAGUGCAAAGUUUAUAA
Messenger RNA from Ambispora gerdemannii, 3732 nucleotides. The record is from the annotation of a GenBank genome assembly. NCBI's taxonomy places the organism in Eukaryota, Fungi, Glomeromycota, Glomeromycetes, Archaeosporales, Ambisporaceae.